CAGACACAAAGAAAGACAUAGUAAAAAGGAGAAGGCUAGAGAGGGAGGAGUGACAGACAGAGCGGGUCUUCUUUGUGGAGUGCGGUGUGACAUUGAAAGAGGAACAACAUAGAUUCUUCAACGGAGACUGAACUUGAUCUUUAUUCUUGCUAAAUAAGAAAACUCUACCAAAAUAAAAAUAAAAGGAAAACAAGACAACAAAGAGGAGCAAGUAGAAGGAAUAAUGAAGGAUUUGGAACAGGCACUAGAGCUGGGGGUCUCUCAACAGAAAAGAUUCAACGCCUCUAAACCCAAAGUUUGGCUCAGGAAUGAAUGUGUCCGUGUUGGACUUGCUGAAACCCUCUGCACAUAUAUCAUGAUGGUGUUUGGUCUGGGGUCCGUGGCCCAGGUAGUGACAGGGCAGGGAGCGUUCGGAGAGUACCUCAGCAUCAACCUGGGCUUUGGACUCGGUGUUGCUAUGGGGGUUCAUGUUGGAGGGAAAGUCUCAGGGGCUCACAUGAAUGCAGCAGUGUCAUUCACAAUGUGCACGUUUGGCCGGCUCGGAUGGAAGAUGCUGCCUCUGUAUGUUUUUGCACAACUAUUGGGGUCAUUUCUGGCGGCAGGGACAAUAUAUGGUGUCUAUUACGAUGCCAUACAUGAAUUUUGUGGAGGAAACCUGAGUGUAACCGGGGAAAUGGCCACAGCUGGUAUCUUUGCCACCUACCCCGCACCGUACCUCUCCUUGAUGGCUGGAUUCCUUGAUCAGAUCUUAGGCACAGCCUUGUUGCUGCUUUGCCUGAUGGCGUUGUCCGACCAGAGGAACAAACCGGCAGCAGCGGGCACAGAGCCAAUCGCAGUGGGUCUCCUAGUUCUCCUCAUUGGCAUCUCUAUGGGCAGAAACAGUGGCUAUGCUAUCAACCCCACCAGAGACAUCGCCCCCAGGCUCUUCACUGCUGUAGCAGGCUGGGGGAUGGAGGUGUUCAGGGCUGGAAAUGGUUGGUGGUGGGUGCCACUGGUUGCCCCCCCCAUUGGAGGAGUACUGGGUGCAGGACUCUACAAGGUCUUGGUGGAAAUGCACCACCCUCACGUCUCUGAACCGGGUGAAGGGCUGAUGGAGGAAUUUGAUGAGGAGACUGCCCCCCUGGAGAAACAGAAGAAAAUCUGUGCCAAUACGUGCACCAUUCCAGACUUGCUUUUGGACAACAUGCUCUCAAUGAGCAUAGCGAAGCUAACCAAACCCGACCCUUGAAGGACUUGCGAGCUGCUCGACUAACCCAUGUUGGUUGUGUAGAAGGAAAAGCUGGUUGAAUGGUUUUCCUAUGAUGGAAAAAUCUCACCGCUUUCCCCCACUGUGGUGUCUUACGGCGCUGCCUUGGCUCUUUGCUGCGCUCCCUAGGCUGCACGGUGUCGACUGCUUCUUCUUUAAGAUGGGUGCCUUGACUUUGCCUUUGAAGGCCUUUGUAGGAUCCAGCUUGUUGAGGUGGGAAUCUCCUGCAGGAUCCGCAAAGUUGAGCUCACUGCUGAAAGUCAGAGGCUGGUACAGUGAUGCCCACUGCUGCAGAGGGAACAGGAGGUAGAUUGUUUACAAUGCUGCUCAGCAUAUGUAGACUAAAUCAUAAAAGACCUGUGCAAUGUGGUUUAAGAACUGAGCACAACAGUGGUCAACUACAAGGAAAUGGCAAAGUGCCAUAACUUUCUAAGGAAAGCGUUCCGGCCCUGUAAUCUGCAUUCAGUGCAAAAAAAUAAAAGUUUCUAUCUCUGAUGAAGAGGUUAAAAACUGUUAGGCCUUGUGUAAGUGUCUAGGAACUUUAAGUAUUAUGUCUUAAUAUGUGAAAUGAGCCAACUUUUAGUUUACUGUGAAUGAAACAGAACAAAUAAAUAUAUAUUUUAUUACACAUGCAA
This is a messenger RNA of Eleginops maclovinus (Patagonian blennie), 1881 nucleotides long. RefSeq names its product aquaporin 7 (gene aqp7). The record is from RefSeq and is a predicted model, not a curated record. The transcript has 7 exons. Lineage: Eukaryota; Metazoa; Chordata; Actinopteri; Perciformes; Eleginopidae. The coding region runs from base 224 to 1228 and encodes 334 amino acids. Gene Ontology annotation, molecular function: water channel activity; urea transmembrane transporter activity; glycerol channel activity. Gene Ontology annotation, cellular component: plasma membrane; basolateral plasma membrane. Gene Ontology annotation, biological process: water transport; glycerol transmembrane transport.